ACACGUUGUGUCGUCACUUCCUGCAUUUUCAACAUGGAGUCGUGCGGCUUGAAGCUGAAUUUCUGGGAUAAUGGACCAAAGCCCGGACAGUUUUACUCUUUAACCGGUGCUAACAGCAGUGGACCGGACACGACAUGCGGACCGGUCAGGCACACACUUAACCCAAUGGUAACUGGGACAUCAGUGCUUGGUGUGAAGUUCACAGGCGGUGUUAUCAUCGCUGCUGACAUGUUGGGCUCAUAUGGAUCUCUGGCUCGUUUCAGGAACAUCUCACGUCUCAUGAAGGUGAACAACAACACCAUCUUAGGGGCUUCAGGAGACUAUGCUGACUAUCAGUAUCUCAAGCAGGUCAUCGAACAGAUGGUGAUUGAUGAGGAGCUUCUGGGUGAUGGACACAGCUAUAGUCCAAAGGCAGUCCAUUCCUGGCUGACCAGAGUGAUGUACAACCGUCGCAGUAAGAUGAAUCCUCUCUGGAACACUGUAGUCCUUGGAGGCUUCUACAAUGGAGAGAGUUUCCUAGGUUAUGUGGACAAGCUGGGCGUGGCAUAUGAGGCUCCCACAGUAGCUACUGGUUUUGGAGCAUACCUGGCUCAGCCUCUGAUGAGAGAGGUGGUGGAGAACAAGGUGGAGAUCACCAAACAGGAGGCCCGGGACCUGAUUGAGCGCUGCCUGAAAGUGCUGUACUACAGAGAUGCUCGUUCAUAUAACAGGCAUGAGAUUGCCAUAGUAACUGAAGAGGGCGUGGAGAUCAUUGGUCCUCUGUCAUCUGAAACCAACUGGGACAUUGCUCACAUGGUCAGCGGCUUUGAAUGAAGACAGCAGCUGACUACCUGAUGCAUCAAAAAGCAACUGUUCACUUGCAACUUCUGUUUUGCUUUAGUUUAUAUCUGCUUAUGGUCACUUUUAUAUGAUGGAAAAUAAAUGCUAAAUGAAAACAA
Messenger RNA from Melanotaenia boesemani (Boeseman's rainbowfish), 938 nucleotides. It is a transcript of the gene psmb4, whose product is annotated as proteasome 20S subunit beta 4. The record is from RefSeq and is a predicted model, not a curated record. The transcript is spliced from 8 exons. Gene Ontology annotation, cellular component: proteasome core complex. Lineage: Eukaryota; Metazoa; Chordata; Actinopteri; Atheriniformes; Melanotaeniidae. The coding region runs from base 34 to 813 and encodes 259 amino acids.